This is a messenger RNA of Poecilia latipinna (sailfin molly), 1664 nucleotides long. RefSeq names its product stromal membrane-associated protein 1-like. NCBI's taxonomy places the organism in Eukaryota, Metazoa, Chordata, Actinopteri, Cyprinodontiformes, Poeciliidae. The transcript has 8 exons. Bases 457 to 1032 code for a protein of 191 amino acids. The record is from RefSeq and is a predicted model, not a curated record.
UGCAAAGUGGCGUCACGCCCUCCAGCUCACCGACAAUGACCACCAUUGGUUUUAGCUUUCAAGUUGUCACCAUAAUGCGCUAAAUCUGAAAUGUACGCCUGAUAUAUUAAAGAAAAAGUGCUUUGAUAGUAAUUGUCAACAUUAUGAAAAGAUAAGGUCCAAGGGUAUCGCAUCCCACAGGAAGCUGAAGCGGCUGCUCCUACAACCUCGCCGUCUUCCCAGGCUGACAAGACCAGAUCAGAGAAGGAGCGUGACAAGAAGAAAGAGGAGAAGAAGAAAGAAAAGGAUGCUGACAAACUGGAAAGACACAGCAACUCUAAGUCAGAGUGCAGAUCCAGCCCCAAGAAAAGCACCGAACCGGCCGUGGAUCUGUUGGGCCUCGAUGCUCCAGAGGGAGAAGGGAACGGUUCUGAUCAAACGGGUCCUGGCGGGAAUGAGCUGGAUCUGUUUGGACCGAUGGUGUCCAACCCGCUUCCCCCCAACAACACAAAGCAUGAUCAGUCAGGCUCCAGUGCAGCUCCUCCACAGGUGGAACCCUCCACUUCCACCUCCUCUUCCUCCACCUCCUCUUCCUCCACUGCCACAAAGGUGGAGGAGAAGAAGCUUUUAUCUAAGGACUCCAUCCUGUCUCUGUAUGGCAGCAGCUCAGUGGGCAGUCAGCCGCAGAGCCAGCCGCAGCCGGCUGCUGCAGGACCAGCAGGAUUGUACCUGGGCCAGCCUCAGGUGCAGUUCAACCCACCGGGUUUCCCUCCAGCGAUGGGAGGAAGCGUCCCAACCACGGCCAUGACGGGCGGCGGUCCGCCGAUGUCCGGCGUGACGCUGCCAAACGGCGGCUACAUGGGAGGGAUGCCGGCCAGCCAAGGACAGAACCUCUACAACAUGCAGCCGCAGGCACAGUGGAACAUGAGCCAGCAAAUGUCUAGCAUGGGUUUGGGUGGCGGAGGACCGGCGGCCGCUGCGCCUGCGACCGGUUGGUCCGCUUCUCCAGCGCCAGCUUCUGGCCAAACCCUCAGCACUCAGCUGUGGAAGUAACCCGGACCCAGUCCAGAGGAUGCCGUGGGGUGGUGGGGCAACAGACUGAUUUACUCUCCUGUGUGCACAACGUUGCUACUAAUAAUGAUUGAACAACUUAAAAAAGAAAUUAAGAAAGAUCGGCAGCUGUGUUCCCCUUCUUUCCAAAUGUUCCUCCUCUGAUCCGUCUCCUUUUGUUGUCAUUGUCUGAAAAGAGACACAACAGAGUAACAAGCAGGAAGCUGAUAACGCUUACAUAAGCCUUUAUCAUUACAGAAACGUAGAGUUAGUGAAUCGUGGUUCAGUACCUACAGUAGAUAUGGAUAUCUUGUUGUUGGUCUAUGCUUCCCGCCUCGCCCUGUCCUCUGUAACGUACAUUGAACUCUCUCCUCUCUCUCCUGACUCCCUCUGUUGAGCCAACAGAAGCACACAGCAGAUACUUGUCUGAGCAGUACUGCAUUUCUAUGAAAAAUUAUAAGAAACUCCUGCAUUUUCAAAGAAGAGGGGAAAAAGUCUCAGCUUGAUGGGCUUUUCUGUGAGGUUCUACUGCAGGUUUAUACUUUAAAUGUCAUUUUCCACAUAUAGUCACAGAUUUUAACCAUUUCCAUUGUAAAAUAAUUAAAAUAAAGCACUCAACUGAAGCAAUAUUACAA